AUGCCUAUGUCCUACAAAGCAGCCGCUGAAGGUAAAGCUGUAAAGCCACCUCCAUUGGAAUCUCCUGGUAACAACUCUUUCUUAGGUGAUACUUUCUAUUCUGAUGCUCCAGCUGACAAACAAAUGUCUUGUGGUUUCUACAAGCAAGAAAAGGGUGAACCAUUGGUCUACAACUACACUUACGAUGAAAUGAAGAUCAUUGUUGAAGUAUCUGGUGAAUUUUUCAUUAGUGACGAAACCGGAUUCAAGGUUUCAGCUUCUCCAGGUGAUGUUUUUUACUUCAAGAAAGGUACUACUAUCACUUUUGAAGCUACUGACUACGCUUUAGCAUUCUUCACCGGUUUGAGACCACCAAUCUAA
Molecule: messenger RNA, 360 nt
Organism: Dujonia railenensis
Lineage: Eukaryota; Fungi; Ascomycota; Pichiomycetes; Serinales; Debaryomycetaceae
Source: the annotation of a GenBank genome assembly